This is a messenger RNA of Aethina tumida (small hive beetle), 675 nucleotides long. RefSeq lists its product as uncharacterized. The transcript has 6 exons. The coding region runs from base 68 to 541 and encodes 157 amino acids. NCBI's taxonomy places the organism in Eukaryota, Metazoa, Arthropoda, Insecta, Coleoptera, Nitidulidae. The record is from RefSeq and is a predicted model, not a curated record.
CACUGACAAGCAAGGAUAGAAAGUAGGUUAAAUUUUCAGUAAAAUGGAAACGAAUUUAUUUUAAUAUAUGGACAAAACCAACAAUGCAGAAAGUGAACAAGGCACCUCAGGACUCCAAGAGAGCCAACACAGCAAACAACUAGCCGCCAGAGACUCGAAAUGGGCCGGAAUAAAGUUAUACAAAACGGAAAAAAGACGUGGAGGGACGAUUGGCGAUGACGAAAGUGAAAUCCAGACAAUAGAUCGCGAUGGGGAGCUCCAACCUUUACUGCUACUCUUCCCAGAGCUAAACGACGAUCAAGACUUAGUUAAUCAGAUCAGGUCCAAAACAAUGUCUCCAACAACCAUAACCCGAGCGUUGAUGGGCAAAAAGGCGGACUUCACCUUACUGAAACCAGCUCAACCUUUACACGAAACCGUUAUUGCCACACAUCCAGAGUCUAGAAGUUCUCUUUCUAUUGCCAGAAAUGCAAGGAUCAACAAGGUUAAAAGCAUGAAAAAUCUUAGUGACAUCGAGGAGGACGAUGAUAUAAAUACAUAAAACAAAUGCUAUGUUUAAUUUAUAAUUUAAUCAGAUCAACACACUCAUGAAACUGUGUCUAAGUUGACAACGACGACUACACUGUACAACAAAUCUAUGUAUAUUCUUUUACUUUGAAUAUAUUUUCUUUAUAA